ACCGCUCUUUUUAUUCGGCGUGUCUUCCUUGCCUACUACUCAUCUCUCUAUCUACCACUGCCGCUGUGCAUUUGCGUCUGACCAGCGUGGAAAAAAGUGCCUUCGACUGUGUUCAUCGCUUUACACCUUGCUUUGACCGGGGUUUACUCCUCGAGCACUCGCUCUAGAAGAAGGACUUCCCUUGCCGUCCAACCUACUGCUCUAUCGAUCGCCACACUAAAAGCAGUUGGAUCACGAAGGCCGUGGACCACCUUGCCAACAGAGCACAAUGGAGCAUCUUCACUCGCAAUCUCCGGCUAGUUAUAUGCCAUCAUCGCGAAAAAGCCGCAUGGCAAUCGAUGCUCUGUUGAACCCGUCAGCAGAGUCUGAAAAUUCUCCUCAACUGCAUUACGCCCAUCCAGGAUCGCAGUAUUCACCUAUCUACCCUCCCAGCCCUAGUCAUCACUACUUCUACCACCCAUACACAGAUAGUCACCAUCAUCACCAUCAUCCUUACCGGGAAAGUUCUGGCUCCUCGCAAGACCAGGCGUUCUUGCCAUAUCGACCACGGUCGACGGAGUCCUCACCAGGGGCGUACUCUCGGGACCGGUAUGACUCGGUCUCAAGCAGUUCUAGCAAUGCCCCAGAGCGGCGACGGCCCCCUCGACCUAAGUAUGAGGAAGAGGAAAUGUACUUCAUUUGGUAUCACCGCGUGGAUCUGUGCCAAGAAUGGAAGGAAGUGCGCGAGAGCUUUAACCGACAAUUCCCUAGCCGGCAACGACGUGGAUUCCAAGGAAUUCAAUGCAAAUUCUACCGAUUCAUCAAGGAGAAGAAGUGCCCAACGUUGCGAGAGCAGAGACGCAUGCGCGACGGCGAGUUCCUACGAGAGGGGUCAGGGCUAGUUGACUCGGCCGCACCACGAUUCGGCGUUGUGGAAUGGAUGGGAGCUUGGUAUCCUUGGAUGCGAGAAACUAAAGAACAAGUCCUCAGUCGACGCAUAUCACAUUAAAUUUCCUCCUCUUCUUUCCCUCAAAAAUUCCUACCUCCUUCAUUCCUCGACUCUACAGAUCCUCCUCCCACCUUUGAAAAAUCCCCCUCUUUACGGCCGUCAAGAUACCUUUGAAGUUUCUCUUC
Messenger RNA from Aspergillus pseudonomiae, 1113 nucleotides. RefSeq lists its product as uncharacterized. Lineage: Eukaryota; Fungi; Ascomycota; Eurotiomycetes; Eurotiales; Aspergillaceae. The coding region runs from base 269 to 988 and encodes 239 amino acids. The transcript has a single exon. The record is from RefSeq and is a predicted model, not a curated record.